CGUGUCAAAGGUGAAGGAUUAUGCCUGGAAGGACUUUAUUAGCUGGAUUCUAUCAAGUCGUAUGCACAGACUUUGAAAUGGCAUUGACCCCAGGGUUUUGAAUGAGUCUGUGUGGGGAACUGUGGGAGUGAAGUGCAAUGCUUUUUCUCAGCAGUGGGACAGUGGAUACAACCCCGAGGACGACAACUUUUUGCCAGCAGCAGCAGACCAAAACCGUUUACAACCUCUCCGUCAUUUUGAAGGAGUCUGAAAGAGAUGAGCCAGAGUUGGAAGGAAUGGGCCAGGACCCCCACACCCAGGCUGAGCAGCGUCGGCCAAGAGGAGAGAGAAUGAGUGUACCUUUAAUGGAGAACAGCCCCAGAACAGGUAGGGCACGGCAGGAGCCCGACAGGUCGCCCUCCCUGUGCCGUACAGGUGCAGCUGGGAAGGCUGCGUGGUUUCUGGAGCAGACUUGUAGGAAAUAUUCAGCAUUAGACAGAGACGUGGCAAAGACAGCUGCUCAUACAGACGGACAUCAGCACUACAUCCACAGCUCGGGCACACUCCCUGCCCCCAGCGCGAGCUGCAGAGAUCGUGGCUCUGUGGGGGGGCACAGCUCUCUGCCUCGGGCCGUGCUCCGGAGGCCGUGCCAGGGUCAGUGCACUCUGGACAGGAGGACGCUGAGCAUGUAUGGAGAACCAGCCAAGCAGCAACAGGAAACCAAACCACUUGAACCACAGCUGAGGCUGCGGCGGCCCAGGAGUGUGUGUAUGCUGCCUCCAGGACCUUUAGUGCCUGAGGCCCGCCAGCCCUACAGAAGGCAGAGUAGUGCAGAGACUGUGACUUGUCGGACCAGGAGAGCAGAGCUCAGGGCAGUGGAUGGUCUUGGGACAUUUCCAAGACCCCUGGUCCCCCCUGAGGUAACCCCCAGGAUCCGCAACAGGAGCUGGAGGCCACGGCCCGUCAGCAUGACUGUGUUGGAGCUGAGGAAGAAGGGCUCUGAGGAUGACUUGGAUGGCCACAGAGGGGCUGGGAGAGACGGUGUGGGCUUUUUCAAAGGGGGCUUUAGGAGACUAUUUGGUAAAGACAAGAACAAAGACAGGGAAACUGAAGAUAGUGUGAAUAAGUUUGAUCCUCCGAGGAGUGCUCUGGGUUCAUUAAAACGCAGUCUGAGCCUGCGGAUACGGAGGACUCGACCUCGUGAUGUGGAUUCAAAAGACUCUGUGCGGAUUAAAAGUACCACUGAGCAGACAACUGCGCCCUCGCGACCUUUCUCAUACCUCACAGGACGGGCCCUCCCCAUGCCCAACGAGAAGGUGGAUGACAGGACUAUGCAGUACAUCAAAUACCACAGCAUGGGGAAGGUCAAAGUCAUGGAGGUUCCCCUGUGCCCCUCAAAACUCUCAAAACCUGCUCAGGAAGAGCCCAGCUUAUGGCAGCUCAUCGCCAGCCGCUUCAGGAGGAAAGAGCAGACGUACAGUGGCAAAUCUCAAGUGCAGCAUUCCCUAAGUAAAAGCCAGGGCCAGUUUUCCCCGAGCGGCAAUAACGGCCCCCAGCCUGUUGCCAUAGAGACAGACAUCAGCGCCCACAAAGGUCAAGACUCUUUCGUCAACAGCCAAGAGUGGACAUUGAGUCGAUCGGUGCCAGAACUCAAAGUGGGGAUUGUGGGUAAUCUGUCCAGUGGGAAGUCCGCCUUGGUCCACCGGUACUUGACAGGAACGUACGUGCAGGAAGAGUCUCCAGAAGGGGGGCGAUUCAAGAAAGAAAUCGUGGUGGAUGGACAGAGCUAUCUCCUCCUGAUCAGAGAUGAGGGAGGGCCUCCAGAGUUACAGUUCGCUGCCUGGGUGGAUGCGGUGGUGUUCGUGUUCAGCCUGGAGGAUGAGAUCAGCUUUCAGACCGUCUACAAUUACUUUCUCCGCCUGUCGAGCUACAGGAACACGGCCGAGGUCCCCAUGGUGCUGGUCGGGACGCAAGAUGCCAUCAGUGCCGCCAACCCCAGAGUGAUUGAUGAUUCCAGAGCCCGAAAGCUGUCCAACGACCUGAAACGCUGCACCUACUACGAGACGUGCUCCACCUACGGCCUGAAUGUGGAGCGAGUGUUUCAGGACGUGGCUCAGAAGGUGGUGGCCAUGAGGAAAAAGCAGCAGCUCUCCAUUGGCCCAUGUAAAUCCCUCCCCAACUCCCCCAGCCACUCGUCCGUCCCUGCGGCGUCUCUCCCCUCGGUCCACAUCAACCAGGCGUCCAAUGGCGGGGGUGCGUUCAGUGACUACUCCUCCUCCGUCCCCUCCACUCCGAGCAUAAGCCAGAGAGAGAUGCGCAUCGAGACCAUCGCCGCCUCCAACACGCCCACUCCCAUCCGCAAGCAGUCCAAGCGCCGCUCCAACAUUUUCACAAUCCUUUCUUUGCAGUGACUUUUUGGGGCAGAGACGCAGCAGAGGCCUAUACAGCAGCGCGCCCAAGAGAACUUAGGCUAAAACGUCUUAACGGCCGACCACGAGCGAGCCUCCUCUCCAAAUUUACCCCAAAACUCAAACAAAAUAGUCCUCCCAGCCCCAAAUCUGGUCUGAAUCCCCCACUUCCCUGUCUGCCUGCCUUCUCCUUAUGUCCUCUUGUAUUUGCCCAUUUUGCGCUAACCAAAUGUGUGCUCUAACCACUCAGAUUACCACAAUUCUUGUCUUUUACUUGUAGCUUGUGUCUCCUUUUCUUCUCCCACCUUUCUCUCUCUCUUUUCUGUCCUCCUUCUGUUCUUUUUGCCUCGAAGCCCUUUAAACUUCACAUUUCAUUAGGGGCUUGUUUGAAAGUUGAAAAAAACAAAACAAAACUGACGUCGGGCCCAUUUCUCUCUGUGAGGUUUAAAGGGACAGAUCAGUGGGGAUACACAGUGCGAUUGAACCAGAACAAUCUUUUUAACGCGAUUAGCGACUCAUAUUGAUGAUGAGGUUAGCUAAAGGCACUGUCCCAGAUAUUUACCGUCUUAAAAUUGUGAAAAAAAAGUUGGUCCAAAGUUACUCCUCACUGACCUUAUCCGUUCAGAACAUCCACGUAUUCACCAUGAUGAGUUUAUAAGCAUUUUUCCAUCAUGGUAAAGCUAACAACUAGCAUGCUAACACGCACUUCCUUACUUUCAUUUAUCUGCUCACCCGCAAAAGCUACCGUAUUUAGUAGAGUCGCGCUGGAGUAUAAGUCGCACCAGCCAAAAAUGCAUAAUAAUGAAGAAAAAAAAAAACAUAUUUCACGUGUAAAUCGCAUCUGAGUAUAAGUCACACCCCCGGCCAAAUUAUGAAAAAAAGUGCAACUUAAAUUCCAGAAAAUACGUUAUAUCGAACUGUAGAUGGAAAGAGCUAAUGUUUUCACCUGUACUAACUUUCUAAAUUUGUAUUUCUCUGUGUACUCUGCCAGUCAAAAGUUUGGACAUGUUUGGACAGGAAGUGUGUUAGCAUGCUAGUCUCAUUUUUUAUUUUAAUUUUUUUUUAAUUUUACUACUUUCUACAUGUUAUACACACAGAGAAGAAAUCAGAUAUAUGAAGUAAGAUAAAUGGAAUUUUGUAGUAAGGAAAAAAUCCUCAAAGUCUCCUCCCUUUGCUUUGUCGAAAUAUAUUCAGUAGUUAUUUCACUUUUUCUUUACUCCAUAUGUCCGUAUAUCUUAUUAAAUAUAUCUGAUGUCCUCUUUGUGUAUCUAAAAUGUAGAAAGUAGUAAAAAAUAAAAACAGUGAAUGGAGGGUGGCUGGCCAUGGAUAUGAAACUUAGGUUAUAUCCAUGUUCUUUUAUCUGCAGUAAGUCGUCCUCAUCACAAACAGUUAAAUAAAACAAUACAAAAAUGUCACAAUUUUAUCUUACUUUAUAUGUUGGAUGGCUUCUUUGUGUGUAUAUAUAAUGUAGAAAGUAUUAACAAUAAAAAAAUCAAUGGAUGAGCGGGCGUGUCCAAAAGUUUGAUUCUGGCGGUUCUGCGGGUUUCAUUCUUGCUCUGACUCAAAACUUGUUCCAUUGGCCUUUAAAAUGUCUUCAUAACUUCAUAAACUUGGUUCAAAGUGUUGAAACUCUGCCUCCUCCAAACUUUGGCUCGUCAGAUUUGUCCAAACGCAGAGGCGUGUUCAUCUGCUGCCAAAGCCGACACAUUGAUAAAAGCACAUUACUUCUGAUUUACUAUUCAACUAUUUCACUUGUUUUAUGUUUCACUCUAGCUCCACCUACUGGUUUAGCAAUGUCACUACUGCGUCCGUAUCAAAACAAAUAUGGCAGCUUAUGAUGAAAAAAUAAAGGAAAAAAAUCGCACUGGAGCUGAAAAACAUGUCAAAUCUAUGCAGAGUCAAUGAGCGAAGCCUAAACUCUGUGAAUCUGAGGUGAGAGAAACGUGAAUUUAUCUGUAAAUCAUAGUUGACCAAUGAGCUCCUUCGACUCAUAUUUGUCACUGAAAUAAACAGAUCUUAUUGGACGAUCACGUUUGGUUCUGGCUUGAGACGCAGCAGAGGACGAGGGGAAAGGCCUGUCACAAUAUUUGCAAGAUUCAGUUCAGUAUUUGAAAGAUGGAACUAUAUUUUUUAUUGUCAGUAUUUAUCGUAUUGAUUUUUCUUUGCAAGACUGGGAACGUUUUUGUUAUUUUCACUUUAUAUGGUCAGAUUUAAGCCUUAAAAGUUUAAAUUCAUAACUUGUCUGACUCAUUACAGACUCAAACUAUCGCCUGAAGUGUUUCAUUCUGUUAUUUAUUUCUUGCAGCUCAUGAUUUUUAACAAUAUUGUAGAUUUAUAAUAGUUUUUGUGUUUAAAUUUGCUCUUGGGUUUUUGUGUCAGUGGCAGAAAUGAGUUUCAAUAUUAUCAUUUAACGUUUAUAUUCACUUUAGUGAUAGAUUAAACUUCAGAAUGUGUUAUUGUGACAGGCCUACGUGAGGACCAGACUGACAUCAAUCUGUUUAAAAAAAAAAGUCUGGAUUCACCAGGCUACCUAUCUAUGCAAAAACUACAUUUAAAUAGAUUCGUCUUGCCCAACUAACUGAGCCAAAACUAAAACGUACUUAACAGCUGUGUGUCCCUAGUGACGAGGCGAGGCUGCUUCCUGUCCUCCCUCUUUUUCCUCUCUCUCUCUCUCGCUCCGUCUCUCCUGCUUUCUCUGUGCCCCUCCCUCUUGUUAGCUGCUGUCGGGAGCCACCUUUUAAGUGUGGCGUCCUCACAGCGUCACGUCCACACCUACGUGCUAGCGCCCCCUCUUGUUGUUGUCUCCCUUCCCUCCCCCUGCUUAGGUAGUGACUAACCAUGUCCACCAGAGAAACGAACCUUCUCUGCCGGUCCGAGUCAUGGAGAUGCCGAAGCACGCCACCUACCCGGUCUGGGUGCCCGAAUGGCAGGCCGAGCGGGAGUUUCAGCUCAUGACCUUCUGAGGAUCCCACCCUCCAGAGUGGACUGGGGGUAGGAGGGAGGGAAGGAAGGAAGGAGAGAAGGAAGCACAUUUGAAGAGGAAGCAACAAUUUUGGCCGUUUUACAAAUGAGAGCUUUGUUGCUUUGUCCAUUUACACAUGUUUAAAUCUCCAAACACUUUUCCCCAGUUUUUCCUUGUUCGUAAGUCAGUUUGUGUUUGAAGAGAGAGGACGUAUGCCUUAAAGUCAACCUGCUUUGACAGACUUCAGAGAGGAUCAGAUCACAGCAUCUUUUCUCCAAGAUUUUUUUCUAAGGUGGUAUUUUGUGACGGCACUGGCACUGGGACUCGUUCUGGUUAGAAACGCAACAUUUAAAAAAAGCUUUUUCAAGUAACCACAACUCCAGCUCACUGUCUUUUCAUAAUUCAAAUCUGUAGUAAUAAACAGUAAUGCCAUACCUGAAACAGCCACUAGAUGUCGACACAGUACACAUCACUCUUCCUAGUGCUUCCACGAUAAUAACUAUUUGGAAAGUGUCUGUCCCUUUUCAUGUUCAAAGCACAUAGUCCAGAUGAGUUUGAAUCUUUUAUACUUAACGUCAUCCCAUUUCGCUCAAACGUUACAUACAUUAGCGUUAGCCAUUUAGUUUUUUUGUUUUUAAAUUCAGUUACUCUCCAAAACAACCAAUUUGACUUUAGUUUUCAAUUUUGGCAGAUUUACGCUUCUGUUUCCAACCUUUUCGUCAACACAAAGGGCUUUCCAACUCCUUCCAAAUUAGGUUGUGUAAUAUAUCCGAGUCCCGCUGCUUUGCCAAUAGAGAGAGUUUAUUUACGGCAGACUUGUAACGCAGAAACACACAGGACAUAGUGGAGUCUGGCCAAGUAUAGGACGCUUUUGGAAAUGCCCUGGGUCCGAGCCGGUCCCAACCUCAUAGCGUGCAUUCAUUUACCCGUGAGCCAUUGCAGUUACACAGUGUGGAGUCUGGAACCCAAAGGACCCUGUUUACAUCAAACUGCCUUUUGCCAUGUCUGAGAACGCAAGGACUCGAGGUGCCACGUUAUUUUUGUUCUUCCUUUUGAACAAACGUUUCUUUUCACAGUUCUGAUUUGAGCUUUUGUGGUUUGUGGUACGGUACUAAACAUGGAGGUAUAUAGAAUAGGAGAACUCAUGGGUGAUGUUAUGAAGGCCUUCAUAAACUUUAGAGUAGACAGUCAGGGUCAAAGGUCAUGUAAAACAAAUGGACAUGGGUUGCACCGACUUGUAUGAAUGUACUUGAUAUAUAUUUAUGAUUUACUUCAAAUGAUUUCUCUUGUGUUGAUUCAUUCCUUAUUUGUUUGAGUUAUUUGAUUUUUUUACCAUUUAGUUUUGAGAUUAUGAACUGGCAUAAUCGUAUUUUUAAAUCAUGAAGGAUUGAUGAAAACUACAGACCGAUGUAUAGCUUGUAUUGUAUUUUAUUUAUAAUGGUAUAUACGAACAUUACCUAUAAAAACUAUAUGAAAAUUAUGCCUUUUAUUGUUCAGCCUAUAUUUUGUGGGAACUGCAAUGUUUGGCUCAAUCUGUUGAAUAUUUUGAAGUGAAAUUUGUGACUUGCUUUGUAUGGUGUCUGUAUAGAAGCUAAAAUGAGUCCUUAUGAAAUAAAAUGUUGGAAAAAAACUGAAAAA
Molecule: messenger RNA, 6987 nt
Organism: Periophthalmus magnuspinnatus
Lineage: Eukaryota; Metazoa; Chordata; Actinopteri; Gobiiformes; Gobiidae
Gene: agap3
Product: ArfGAP with GTPase domain, ankyrin repeat and PH domain 3
Exons: 9
Coding region: 138-2390 (750 amino acids)
Cellular component (GO): nucleus
Molecular function (GO): GTP binding; protein binding; GTPase activator activity
Source: RefSeq, a predicted model, not a curated record